Molecule: messenger RNA, 2442 nt
Organism: Myxozyma melibiosi
Lineage: Eukaryota; Fungi; Ascomycota; Lipomycetes; Lipomycetales; Lipomycetaceae
Product: Chs5p-Arf1p-binding proteins-domain-containing protein
Exons: 7
Coding region: 151-2208 (685 amino acids)
Biological process (GO): Golgi to plasma membrane transport
Cellular component (GO): exomer complex
Molecular function (GO): protein binding
Source: RefSeq, a predicted model, not a curated record
GAAUAUCUAAACACCAACCCCUCAGACUCACAGUAAGCCGCAACUGCCCCUCGAAGCAACACCCAGAGAUCAGGAGAAAGCCACGGUACUCGCGCACUUUGCAUCUCCUUUCUAUCAACACAUCCCGGGCAUCCCUGCUAGAAUUAGGAAAUGGUCCAGACAGCUGUUCCAGAGAUUCAAGAGAUUGAGAUCGGUGAGGCCGUGAAUGCGCGUACUCAGGCAUUGGCCUCGUUCCACUCCCUCGGUCCACCCGAUCUUGUUCAUCUCACCAAAGUACACGCGCGCACUGGAGUGAAAGAGGCCGGAACCUAUCAUUAUGUCACCGGCGUCGACCCAUCCUCGGCAUCCGUUGCUGCGUACAUGAACACUCUCACAUACGCCCCGGGCGAGGGACAGAUUUGGUUUGGAAAAGUCCAGCACUGGAACAUCCAGACUGGUGUUUACUGCUGCUACAAUUCACUAUCUAGAGUAGACCUUCGUGUCCGUGUUCACAUCCCAGGUUCCGUGGAGGCCUUUGUCAUUGACGAGCGGGGAGAAAAGCACCCGGUCACAGAACAGCUGAUGCAGGAGACUUAUGUUUGCUCAAUCAUUCGUGCGUUCCUCUUUGCGGAUGAUGAUGAUUAUAAUAUCACUGCCUACCGACGGUUCAAUCCGAUUCCCAACCGUGAAGCCGAGGAUAAAUUCUUGGAUGCGGCUGCCAAAAUGUUCUCUAGAGGCUGGCAAUUUGGCUCAGAGCUCGAAGUCCAGGUGCCCACCCUGAUCUCAAACAACCUGACCGCGACCUUCUUCAAGUAUCUCGAGGUGACAAAGAGCUACGACAAAGGCGUCAAUCUCCUCGAAAAACUAAGAGAAAAGGACUCUGAUUUCGCGGCCCUUCUGGCUCGCUGCUACCUCGACAUGGACGAGGAAGUCAAAGCGGUACAGCUUUUGCAUAGCAGCGUGGAGGAGUCUCUUCGGGAUCCUAAUCUGUUGGACCUUCAGACUAGGUUUUGCAUGUCGAAAGGACGGCUUGAUUUUGCUGUUGCGACCGCUAAGCGUGCUGUCGACUCUGCGCCCUCUGAGUUUGCACCUUGGGCGCGAUUGGUGAAGGUCUACAUCGAGCAGCAGGAUUUCCAGUCGGCGCUGCUCACUCUGAACUCCUGCCCGAUGUUUCCGUAUCAGAACGUUGACCUUCAUAGAAUGCCAGUGGCCCAGCGGGUCCACCUUCCUAUUCCUCCCGAAGGAAUCAUUCAGGACAUCAUUGACGACGCGGUUGCCGGAGAAGGCGAGACGACGACUGUCGAUCCUGCGCUUGCACGUCUUCCUGCGUCGUCUCUGCGCGGAACGUUUGCGCAGGCGUACGAGUUGCUGGUGGAGAUUGUUCAUGAGAUUGGAUGGGAUAUGCUGCUCAAGUACCGCUCGAAGGUGUUUAUUAUGGAAGAAGAGUACCGCAGUCUCAAGACGGAGACGUCGAGUGUGCAAAAGACAAACAACCACAGCCGCGCGGACAGCGACGCGUCAAAUGUUGCGGUGAAUGGAAGAGAGUCGACGACGUCUAUUCCCGAGGGAGCGGGCGAGGAAGAAAAAGCUGCGUUGGCGAAUCUCGUGAAGCCUGAGAACAGCGUCGACGCGGUUAUUGUCAAGGGAAGCGAGGACGGGCAUCACGCGACGGGUGAGGAUGAGGCGACAAGCAGCACUACUUUCCGAAGCAAGAGACUGUGCGAGCGAUGGCUUGAUAAUCUGUUUAUGGUGAUGUACGAGGACAUGCGGGUGUAUACCUUGUGGCGGGCCGAGUCGGCGCAUUAUAGAGCCCAGCAGCUUCCGUACAAGAAGAGUUUACGGGAGUGGGAGAUUCUCGGUGCGCUGGCGGUGCGGAUGAAGCACACGGAGGAAGCCGCGGAGGCGUACAACUCUGCGCUGGAGAUCCGGUUUUCGGCGAACGCGCUCAAGGGAUUGCUAGAGAUCUACAUUGCCAAGAAGGAGCUUGUGACGGUGCUGCACACGGCGAUCAAGCUGACAUCGUACAAUCACCGCUGGUUCAAGGAGUUUUCGCCGCAAUUGGUGCGGGCGAUGCAGGGGCUGGUGCUGGAGGAAGGGUCGCAGAAGCUGCGGAAUAUGAUCCAGGGAUCUGAUUAUAGCAGUUCGGUGGCGGAGGUUAUGGAUAUGUACUUUGAUAUUGCGAAGCAGUUCCGUUGGCCUGGGUACGAGGAGGAUGAUGAUGGUAGAUAGUGUAUUGAUUGCAUGUUGUUUGAUUCUCAUCUGUCGUUUGUUUCUCUUCAUUUCUAUUUCACCUUGUCAUUUUCGUGUUUUUCUAUGCUCUCUUGUACCGUACGUGUUAUAAAGUGUGGGACGGAGACUUUAGGCGGUGUAAAGUAGGAUAGUGUGUUAAUCUGACUUGAUGGUGCAUUUACUCCAAGUAGACAAAGUAGUAAGGAAGAGGUCCGGAUUGUUCGAGUUCUCUGU